Messenger RNA from Cinclus cinclus, 1185 nucleotides. It is a transcript of the gene STK32A, whose product is annotated as serine/threonine kinase 32A. The transcript is spliced from 12 exons. The record is from RefSeq and is a predicted model, not a curated record. The coding region runs from base 1 to 1185 and encodes 394 amino acids. Gene Ontology annotation, biological process: protein phosphorylation; G protein-coupled receptor signaling pathway; regulation of signal transduction. Lineage: Eukaryota; Metazoa; Chordata; Aves; Passeriformes; Cinclidae. Gene Ontology annotation, molecular function: G protein-coupled receptor kinase activity; ATP binding; G protein-coupled receptor binding.
AUGGGGGCAAACACCUCCAGCAAGUCACCACCCUUUGAUGGGAAUGAAGAUGUUACCUUCGACCAUUUUGAGAUUUUGAGAGCUAUUGGGAAGGGCAGCUUUGGAAAAGUCUGUGUGGUGCAGAAGACUGACACCAAGAAGAUGUAUGCCAUGAAAUACAUGAACAAACAGAAGUGUGUGGAGCGUAAUGAAGUGAGAAAUGUUUUCAAGGAACUGCAGAUUAUGCAGGGCCUGGAGCACCCCUUUUUGGUUAAUUUAUGGUACUCAUUCCAGGAUGAAGAGGAUAUGUUCAUGGUGGUCGACCUGCUUCUUGGAGGGGACCUGCGCUACCAUCUCCAACAAAAUGUGCGGUUCCAAGAGGGAACUGUGAAACUCUUCAUCUGUGAGCUGGUGCUGGCCCUUGACUACUUGCAGAGCAGGCACAUCAUCCACAGAGAUAUCAAGCCCGACAACAUUUUGCUGGAUGAGCAUGGACACGUGCACAUCACGGAUUUCAAUAUUGCCACAACAUUGACGAGGGACAGCCCUGUCACCACCAUUGCUGGCACAAAGCCUUACAUGGCACCUGAAAUGUUUAGCUCCACAAAACCCACCAGCUACUCCUUUGCCGUGGACUGGUGGUCCCUGGGAGUCACUGCCUACGAGCUGCUCAGAACUCGGAGGCCAUACCACAUUCGGUCCAGCACCUCGGCAGAUGAAAUCGCUCACGUGCUCAGGACAGCUGCAGUGAUGUACCCGGCCGCGUGGUCCCCGGACAUGGUGGCACUGAUCAGGAAGUUGCUCGAGCUGAACCCCAAGAAACGUUUUUCUCAGCUGAAGGACAUCCAGUCCUUCCCCUAUCUAUCUGAUGUCAACUGGGAUGCUGUUCUCCAGAAAAGAAUAAUGCCAGAAUUCAUUCCCAUGAAAGGCAGACUGAACUGUGACCCAGCCUUUGAACUGGAAGAAAUGAUCCUGGAAUCCAAACCUCUUCACAAAAAAAAAAAACGAUUGGCUAAGAAGGAGAAAGAUACAAGGAAAUGCAAUUCAUCCCAGGCCAGUCACCUCCAGAAGCACCUGGAAAUGCUCCAGAGGGACUUCAUUGUUUUCAACAGAGAAAAGGUAAGACCCCGCUGUGACAGCAUGCAAGAGACCAUGACAGAAAGUGGAGGCCCACACAGGGAGGACAAUCAGAACAACAACCUCUGA